AAUUGGUACUAGGAGAGCCAAGAAGCCACACACGCAUCUCUGCCUCUUUGCUCUAGCUCUCCCACUCUCUCCGGCCUUUCUCCGCUUCUCUGUCACUGUUACUCCGGGGGACGUUCACUUUUCACCAACCUUUCUCCAGGCAUCUCCAAACCACUGACUAUAUAUUUUGCUACAAGAGACCUAGAAGAGGAAAAAAGGCACGGGACUUGUCAACACAUCGUUCAAAAAAAAAAAAAAAAAACGAAUUUCUUGAAAUGUUCGAAAAUAUUUACAAGGAAAAGGCGUUUUUGAUCUAUCAACUAAGUGAAUGAACAAUCAUUCAUACCGUCCACAUCCUGAGGUAUUGUCAUCCCUCGCUGUGGACACCAGAGAGAUGACAGCUGCUUUUUCAUUGUUGAAUGUAAUAAAUAUUUGCUGCUUUUAAUAUUUUCCGGAAUUUCCUCCCUGAUAUUCCCUGGAAUUUUAACUCUAAAAGAUUGGAGAAAAGGUUAUCAAAAAGGCUUUUACAAGCCUCCAAAAUGAUGCUGAGUCCGGACCAAGCCGCCGACUCCGACCAUCCCAGCUCGGCGCACUCGGACCCGGAGUCGCUGGGCGGCGCGGACGCAAAGGUGCUGGGCAACGUGUCGGACCUGGAGCCGGUGGAGGAGGCCGAGGGCGACGGCAAGGGCGGCAGCCGGGCCGCGCUCUACCCGCACCCGCAGCAGCUGAGUCGCGAGGAGAAGCGCCGCCGCCGGCGCGCCACGGCCAAGUACCGCUCGGCCCACGCCACCCGCGAGCGCAUCCGGGUGGAAGCUUUCAACCUGGCCUUCGCCGAGCUUCGCAAACUGCUGCCCACGCUGCCCCCGGACAAGAAGCUCUCCAAGAUCGAGAUCCUGCGCCUGGCCAUCUGCUACAUCUCCUAUCUCAACCACGUCCUGGACGUGUAGGGCCGGGGGCGCCGCGGGAGGCCGUCGGACCGGCGUCUGCGAAGCGCGAACGCGACCGACGGGGGCGGGCGCCGCGGGGACGACGGAGGAGGCGGCGGCCCAGCAGGGAAGCCGCUGCGAGAGACUUGGACGAGGAAGGAAGCUCGCCAAAUGUUCUCUCUGGUCAGCAGGGCAAGGAGGGAAGGUUUCCGACCCUGGGAGGAGGGGAUGUCUGUGGAGCCUUGGGGCUUGCAGGGAGCAUUUUUCAGGCCCGGCGAACCUCCUGAAAACACUGGAGAUGAGCCACCUCCGGGCCUCCCCUUCGUGUAUUAGGGUCCCUUCGAGGGUGGUUGCUUCGCCUUCGUUAAUCUCCCACAAAUCGUCAUGUUAUGAAAGAGUGAAGGAAGAAACUCAGAGUAUAGGCUCACAACUUUAGAGUAUCUGGAAUUUUUCUAAUUGGCAAAUCACCAAACAUUCUGGGGAGAAGAUCUCUUCCAGUAUAGAGAUUUAAGGCACAGAAAGGUGGAACAUGAAAUUUUCCGUUCCGUUAUGAAAAGAAAAAGAUUAGAAUCCAACUACGACAGACAAACCCUGAAUAUUUGGUAAAGUCAAAAAGAUACAUUGAGAACAAAGAGACACACUGUGGGAAGAUUUGAACUGGGGGAGAUUUUAACCCCAAGAUAUGACACUAACGUAGACAGGAAUAUCCAUAUUUAAAUGGAAAAUUUAAUAUCUGAUUGCUUUUUCAGGCAAAGUGCCCGUUUAUAUAUCCAAAAAACAUUUAUUUGUGACCUUAAACAUGUGGACCCAUAGGUGCAGUUAGAAAAAGACAACCUAUUUUUAUUUAUGUUAGAAAAAGUAGAGUAUUUUUUUCAAGACGUUUAUUUUUCAGAGUGGUGAUAAUUUUACUUUGGAUACUCUGUGCCAAUUUAUUUAUAGUCGAGUGUUUACACUUUUUCCUGUGGAGUAAUUAUGUCUAACUUUCUAAGUGUUUGUUGAGAUUAGACUGUGGUCUUUCUUUUUGCUCUAAUUAUAUUGCACUUGUAUAACAAAUUUCCCACUUCUCCCUGUUUCUAAGCAUAUUUUAUAUAUUAAGAUAUUUGUUCUUGAAAGGUCCUUUUGUUGUGAGAUCAGCAACACUAGCACUUCACUAUUAUAGUUUUUUAAAAAAGUAAGUGUUGUUAUUCUUAUCUGUAGUUAUGUUUGAAAAGUACAAACUGUUUAUAAGGAGAGUAGUUUCUUUGUGUGUGUGACUGUGUGAUGUUUGUGCGUGGGAUGAUGUUAGGAAAUUAAGUUAUUUUCCUAAAAAAAGAAUUCAGAACUACUUUCUUCUGUGACAACCAAAAAGAAAAUCUAUAACCUGAAAAUGUUUCAUGUUCUCAGCUGUGAAACUCUUAAAACAAGGAGUGUAUUUUAGAGACAAGGGGGAAAAAACCACAUCUGCUAUCCAAAGAUUUUAGUCCUUUUCAGGGUUUUUUUGUGUCUCUAUUGCUUUAUAUAAUGCAAUAUUUUGUAGUGAAAAUAGAUAUAAUCUGGUUUCUAUCCGACGAGUUUUUCAUAUCUCAUGAAUGGUGCGCUGUUUUGCAUAUAAAUAAAGGUAUCAAAUAAAAUCUUCUCCUUUAUUUUAACCAUACUGUCUAAAAAUAAUGACCAUACUGACUGAGCAUGAAAUAUCUUAAUGGACUCAAUUCCUUAGAAACUUGUUAAAAAAACAAACAAACAAACAAAAACUAUACCAUAAACAUACUUAUGUGUUAGGAUAUUAGAUGUUUCUUCUAAACUUGGACAAGGAUCAGUCU
Molecule: messenger RNA, 2704 nt
Organism: Trichechus manatus latirostris (Florida manatee)
Lineage: Eukaryota; Metazoa; Chordata; Mammalia; Sirenia; Trichechidae
Gene: NHLH2
Product: nescient helix-loop-helix 2
Exons: 3
Coding region: 519-926 (135 amino acids)
Biological process (GO): regulation of transcription by RNA polymerase II
Molecular function (GO): protein dimerization activity; DNA-binding transcription factor activity, RNA polymerase II-specific; RNA polymerase II cis-regulatory region sequence-specific DNA binding
Source: RefSeq, a predicted model, not a curated record